AUGUCAGCGAAAACAUCAAAAGUACUAUCGUGGUAUCAGUCAACGGCGGAUAAACGGAUACUACGUAGGCAUAAGAUUGGACCGCCCGAUGUGCAUCCACAAGAGCCACGACAAGAAGAAGACAACCUUAGCAAUGAGAGAUUGCGGAAAGGCUAUCAGGUGGGAGCGACGCCAUUUGAGCACGAAUCGUUGGUGUUCAACAGUCGUUCAGCAAAGCUUGACCGCCUUGAUGAAGCCCACGCCAAAUCGACCGCCUUGCUCAAUUUCGUCCUCCACCGAAAAGGUGAAAUCAACGCUAAUCUUGACAAAGAACGAAGAAAGAACAGGGAGACAGCAGGAGCGCAAUUUGCGUCUGCAAAGGCCAAGGAGCGUGCCGUGUGGUUUACGGACCUCGCUCGAGGGAAGGCACUUUCUCAGUUAGCGAAGAAGGUCCCGACCAUCAAACGCCGCGAAGAUGGUCUCGAGUAUCUGUGCGAUUACAGGAUACCGCCUUUUCGAGCGUUGUGGUAUCUAAAAGUU
Cooperia oncophora is the source of this 519-nucleotide messenger RNA. The record is from the annotation of a GenBank genome assembly. NCBI's taxonomy places the organism in Eukaryota, Metazoa, Nematoda, Chromadorea, Rhabditida, Trichostrongylidae.